Manduca sexta (tobacco hornworm) is the source of this 2105-nucleotide messenger RNA. Its product is annotated as MHC class II regulatory factor RFX1. Bases 201 to 2000 code for a protein of 599 amino acids. The record is from RefSeq and is a predicted model, not a curated record. The transcript has 11 exons. NCBI's taxonomy places the organism in Eukaryota, Metazoa, Arthropoda, Insecta, Lepidoptera, Sphingidae.
CCCACACCAUAGAUUUUCCAUAAAUUGAGAUAUCAUAAGUUUAAAAAGUUGUGAAGCGUUUCAUUUGUUUUACCUUCGGCUGACGCCGCAUUGUUCAAAUUAAACGUUUUUGUAAGUAAUGUGACAUUAUAAAGAUAAAUUUAAUAAAAAUAUGCAAAAUUCAUUGUAUAUGUUUCAAGAAAAAAAAUAAAAAUAAGACCAUGGUUAUCAAAUAUAAAAAUCUUCCCAAAGUCUCGGUGGCGGAGCAUGCGCAAUGCACAGCACGAAUCGGUGGAAGCGAGUGCACGCGAGUCCGCCGCGGAAGUUCGUCGAGGCUCGCCGUCUCGUCACCCGCCCAUAGCCGUCGUGAAGCGCACUCAACGCACGGAGCCCCCCCAACGCACAAGAAACGGUGGGCGCCACCAGGAGUGCGCGCUGCCCACACCAGUCGCAUCGCGCCCGUGCCGCCGCCGCUCGUGGUGUGUCCCGCGCCGGUCUUCGCCGCACCGUUUACUGGCCUGAGCGUCGUAGAAGUUUCGUCGAGCCCAACCCGCGACGCCGCGUGUGAGGCGGCCGCCAACGCGCACGACGUGAUCGACCUCGGCGCGCCGCGACGCCUGCGCCGCGCCCCACCCGAGCCGCUUCGAGUCACGCCAAGGCACACUGCGCCCGCCACCUACAUACCCAACCCACGGCUAUACCCCGGUAAUAAACCUAAGAUUAAACCGAAGAAAGCGACAGACAAUAACGAGCAUCGCGCCGAGUACAGACCUCGUGAACUCCGCAGUCGCCGCAGUAAGCGCGUGUUCCGGCGGCCUGUGCCGAACGCGCGGCUGUACCGGCCGGCGGCACCACGUGCGCCCGCGCCCCCACCUGCGAGCCCACUCCGCGCUUGGCCCCCGCCUGGCCAGCCCGCCCGCUCGUUGGAUACCGCGUCGCAUGUCGCGUUAACAUUCGCGGAGCAGCGACGGCCCGUCCGUGUGCCGGAGCGGCCCCCACUGACGUCAGCGCCGACAGUUAAAGCUCGGCGAAGUUCGCCCGAAAAGGUUUGCAGUCAGCCACGGUCACCACAAAGGUCGCGGCGACUCGUGGUCACGUUACCAGCCGCAGCGGCAGGCGACGGGCCGUCGCGCUACCAUCCCACCAGCGAGCACUUCAAGCUCCGCGAGCUGGACGCGACGUCGCGCGUGUCCACGCCGCCGGCGGCGCGGCCCCGCUCGCCGGCCACGUCCUCCACCAUGGAUGCGGCCAACCGCCACUCCACGAGUCCCGAGGAUUGUUCCGAUGGCAACGAAACUCUAUCUGCGCCUAGUGAAUUUCUCGCAGAGUUCUUGUCGGCAAUAAUGGGCCGUCAAUAUGCGGAGGCACUUAAGUACUGUCGGCUGAUCCUGCAGUACGAGCCGCACAACGCGACUGCGCGCGGUUUCUACCCGCUGCUGCAGCACAAGGUGCUCACACACGCCGAGCCCGGGCGCGAGGAGUGUCCGCGCGACAGCUCGAGCGAGUCGGCGCGCAGCGGGCGCGGGCGGCGCGCCUCGCGCGAGCCCCGCGCGCCCACACACCCGCCACCACCCAAUAAGGAGGUGAUGGAGCAGGAGGCGGACGAGUCGGCGUCGGAGGUGUUCUCGCGGUCGCGGUCUCACUCGUCGGGCUCGUGCGGGUCGCAGUCCUCGCUGGAGCUGGACUCGUCGGAGCCGCUGCAGCACUCCACCGGCUCGCACAGCCUCUCCAUCAGCCGACGGACAGAUCACACGGAAAGCGGUGCGUCGGGCGGUUCUGGCGGCUCCGGUGCAUCCGGAGGUUCCGGGGCGUCCGGUGCGUCCGGAGCGCGCUGCUCCAGCGCCGCCACCGACGACGACAACGGAAACGCGCCGCCCUCCGCCUCCGCCGCCGCAUCACUGCGACCAGGAGACGUGGAGAACGACAACGCGGCCACGUCCGGGGAGCCUCAUCAUCACUUGAAGCGCGAGUCGUCGUCGCUGCGGCGGCUGCGCGCGCAGUUCGCGUGCUCCAUCAAGUGAGGCGGCGCGCUGCACUCCGCCGUUGCGUCGCCGUCACGUCGCCGUCACGUCGCCGUCACGUACCUACUCUCGUCCGUUUGUCGUCAUUACACGUGUUACGUUCGC